Messenger RNA from Tarenaya hassleriana, 569 nucleotides. Its product is annotated as zinc finger CCCH domain-containing protein 48-like. Bases 126 to 569 code for a protein of 147 amino acids. Lineage: Eukaryota; Viridiplantae; Streptophyta; Magnoliopsida; Brassicales; Cleomaceae. The record is from RefSeq and is a predicted model, not a curated record. The transcript is spliced from 5 exons. Gene Ontology annotation, molecular function: protein binding.
GUUCUAUUCUGGUUUGGAGAUUUAAUGGCGCCACUGGUUCUUUUGAUCCUGCUGCUUCACUCAAGGGCCACACACGUGCAGUUGUUUCAUUAUGUGUUGGAAAGAACAGAAUUUAUUCGGGUUCCAUGGACAAUUCUAUAAAAGUAUGGAGCCUCGACAAUCUGCAGUGUAUACAAACACUCACAGAGCAUGAAUCUGUUGUCACGUCCCUCAUCUGCUGGGAUCAGUUUCUUCUGUCUUGUUCAUUGGACAACACAGUCAAGAUUUGGGUUGCUACCGAAGGUGGGAACUUGGAAGUGACAUACACUCACAAGGAAGAACAUGGUGUUGUAGCUCUAAGUGGCAUGCAUGAUGCAGAAGCCAAGCCGGUGUUGAUGUGCUCGUGCAACGACAAUUCGUUGCGCCUCUAUGACUUGCCAUCAUUUGCUGAGAGGGGCAAGAUUUUCGCAAAAGAAGAGAUAAGAUCGAUCGAGAUAGGUCCCGGAGGCUUAUUCUUCACCGGUGAUGGAAGUGGUCAAGUUAAGGUGUGGAAGUGGAACACCGAACCAGCUGCCGCUUCCUCCUCUUGA